Prinia subflava (tawny-flanked prinia) is the source of this 489-nucleotide messenger RNA. Its product is annotated as lethal(3)malignant brain tumor-like protein 1. The record is from RefSeq and is a predicted model, not a curated record. Gene Ontology annotation, cellular component: nucleus. The transcript has 5 exons. NCBI's taxonomy places the organism in Eukaryota, Metazoa, Chordata, Aves, Passeriformes, Cisticolidae. The coding region runs from base 175 to 489 and encodes 104 amino acids. Gene Ontology annotation, molecular function: histone binding; chromatin binding. Gene Ontology annotation, biological process: negative regulation of DNA-templated transcription.
UCCCCUCUGUUCUCUAGGAAGUGCCCUACACCGGGCUGCGACGGGUCAGGCCAUGUGACGGGGAGGUUCACAGCCCAUUACUGCCUCUCAGGGUGUCCGCUGGCAGAGAAGAACCAGGGCAGGCUGAAGGCCGACUUGUCUGACACCGAGGCCUCGACUCGCAAGAGGAGCCCCAUGGGUUUCCCUCAGCGAAAGAAAUCUCGGCACCACGGGAGAGGGAGACCUCCAAAGUACCGGAAGAUCCAGCAGGAAGACUUCCAGACUAUUUCCUCAGACAAUAUGCACCAGUCACUCUUCAUGUCCGCCCUGUCCGCCCACCCCGACCGCUCCCUGUCCCUGUGCUGGGAGCAGCACUGCAAGCUGCUGCCGGGGGUGGCUGGCAUCACAGCAGCCACGGUGGCCAAGUGGACCAUUGAUGAGGUUUUCAGCUUUGUGUGGACUCUGACGGGUUGUGAGGACCAAGCCAAGCUCUUCAAGGAUGAGAUGUAA